Molecule: messenger RNA, 1552 nt
Organism: Ahaetulla prasina
Lineage: Eukaryota; Metazoa; Chordata; Lepidosauria; Squamata; Colubridae
Exons: 2
Coding region: 661-1431 (256 amino acids)
Source: RefSeq, a predicted model, not a curated record
CAAAUGCAGGAGAGGGUUCCUCACGAUGAUUCCAGAUUACAUCAGGACAUAAACAAAUUGAUAGCGGCUGCUGAAUACACUGCGGAUGCCACCCUUAACUCUGCAAAAUUUGCAUCCCGAGCCCUUGCCUCCAGCAUCACCUCCAGGAGGCUGUUAUGGCUCAGACAAUGGCAAGCCGACAUGAAGACCAAAUGGCGGUUAGCGGCUGCCCCCUUUAAGGGUGGAUCUCUCUUUGGGGAAGCCCUAGAUCCUAUUUUAGUUGAGGGAAAAGACAAACGUAAGAUCCUUCCCCACGUCUCCAGACGUUUAGACAGACGGCCUUCUCUACCUUACCGCAGACAGCCUUUUCGCGCCCAGGAUCCCGGGUUUCAAUCCCCGGCCCAUCAACGCUCCUUCCAACCUCCCACUGACAGGUUUCAGGACAGACAGUCCUUUCGUGAUAGGACCAGACAAUCCCAGACCAGACGUCCCUAUCGCGGAUCCGGCUUCCGACCUUAUCGCAGGAACAAAUGACUAUCCCGGCCAGGAUCCCAUCGGCGGUCGUCUCACCAAGUUCGUCCCUACCUGGUCCCACACAACAACCGAUGCCUGGGUACUGCAGACCAUCUCUCUGGGUCUCUCCCUCGAAUUCAAUUCAAAUCCUCCGAGGAGAUUCAUCCAAUGCCAGAUUCCCAAAGACCCCACCAAGAGGGCUCAAAUGGAAGACGAGAUUCAACACCUGUUAUCCAUCAGUGCCAUAGAACCGGUUCCCAUGCCCCACCAGGGGACCGGCUUCUAUUCAAUUCUUUUCCUGGUGGACAAAAAAUCAGGCGGCACCAGAGCCAUCUUAGACCUGAAGCAACUGAACCUUCACAUCAAAUACCGCAGAUUCAAGAUGCACUCCCUCAAUUCAAUCUUAGGAAGCAUCAGAAGAGGGGACUUUCUAACAUCCAUCGACCUCAAGGAGGCCUAUCUACAUGUCCCCAUCAGACCAGCCCACAGACGCUUUCUCAGGUUCAGUUAUGCCGGAGCCCAUUUCCAAUACAGGGCCCUGCCCUUUGGUCUAUCUUCCGCUCCUCGUACCUUCACCAAGAUUCUGGAUGCCGUGGCGGCCCAUCUUCGCACAAUUCCAGUAAGAAUGCAAUGUUACCUGGACGAUAUAUUGAUUCAGUCGGCUUCCGCCCAACAGGCGUUAUGGGACUUACAGGUAACAAUUCAAGUCCUACAAGAUCACGGUUUUUCGGUCAACAAAGCAAAGAGCCAUUUAGUGCCUACGACCGAAAUUGUCCAUCUGGGAGCAAGAAUCAACACCAGAUCCUGCCAGGUGUUUCUUUCCCGAGACCGUCUCCUCAACAUGAGAGACACGAUAAAAAAGGAAGCCAGAGGUUAUCAUUCCGUUUUUUUCCAGUUUUCAAAUUGAGUUCGUCUUCUCCAAUACCGCUUCUUCGUUAAUAAACUGGAGCUAAACAGGAAGAGGAGGCGUGUUUAAACAAAUUCAACUCAGUCUCAGGCCAAUCAGAUGAAGUUAACAACCCAUUGCUUUGGACUCUCACGCAGCGUACAUAGAAGGAAC